Molecule: messenger RNA, 735 nt
Organism: Suillus discolor
Lineage: Eukaryota; Fungi; Basidiomycota; Agaricomycetes; Boletales; Suillaceae
Exons: 5
Coding region: 1-735 (244 amino acids)
Source: RefSeq, a predicted model, not a curated record
AUGAAAGAAUGGAACUCACCUGUUUAUGCGUUUUUUGAUCCAACACCGCACAUCAUUGAGAUUGCUGACCGCCAUGCGCAUGAGUUCAAGUGCCAAGCAAGGGGUUGCAAGGUCAAAGGCGAUGCACGAUCCACAGGUAACAUGCGGAAGCAUGUGCGCUUGUGCUGGGGAGAUGAAGUCUUGAAAGCUGCAGAUAGUGCGAAGGAUGCAGACGAAGUGCGCCUCAAGAUUGUCGGUAGCAUUCUGCAAAACGGAUCCAUUACUGCAUCCUUUGAAUGCAAGGGCAAAGGGAAAAUCAUGUACUCGCACCGUCAACAUACUCGCGCAGAAACAAGGGCAGAAAUUGUGUGUUGGGUGUCCGAGAGCCUAUGUCCAUUCAAUAUUGUCAAGGACCGUGCAUUUCAGUCGCUGAUGAAAACAGGGAGACCCGAAUACUACAUACCUUCCCCGUCCACUGUUUCUCACGAUGUAAUGUUGCGUGUUAGUGUUAUUUUGUCAGAGAACAAUCAAGUAUUAAAAAUGUACCAGGAACACAAAGGCAAAAUUAACUUCACCACCGAUGGUUGGACAUCACCCAACCAUCGUGCACUGGUCGCAUUUUUGGCCCACUUUGAGUACAAAGGGGAGCUGCUAAGUAUUCUGUUAGAUGUGAUUGAAGUCGGGAAGGCUUAUAUUUGGCCACAGCAACAUCUGUGGAUGUUGAACAACUGUUCAGUCGUGGCCGCCUCAUCCUGA